This is a messenger RNA of Diaporthe citri, 228 nucleotides long. RefSeq lists its product as uncharacterized. NCBI's taxonomy places the organism in Eukaryota, Fungi, Ascomycota, Sordariomycetes, Diaporthales, Diaporthaceae. The record is from RefSeq and is a predicted model, not a curated record. The transcript is spliced from 3 exons. The coding region runs from base 1 to 228 and encodes 75 amino acids. Gene Ontology annotation, molecular function: transcription corepressor activity.
AUGGCGUCCAACAGCAGUGAGCCAAACAACCAGCCAAAUACGUCCGACGACGCUCGCGCAGAGCUCACGCAACAGUUAGAUGAGCUUCUGAACACGCUCUCCAACAAGUUCGCCGGAGUGUCUAGUGAGAUCUUCGCAAAGAUGGAUGAGAUGUCUCGGAGAAUAGACAGCUUGGAGGCAGCUUUGAUGGCGAACAACGAUCGGGAUUCUGGCACGAAGCAAACAUAG